Messenger RNA from Leptomonas pyrrhocoris, 1664 nucleotides. RefSeq lists its product as hypothetical. The coding region runs from base 120 to 1664 and encodes 514 amino acids. The transcript has a single exon. The record is from RefSeq and is a predicted model, not a curated record. NCBI's taxonomy places the organism in Eukaryota, Euglenozoa, Kinetoplastea, Trypanosomatida, Trypanosomatidae.
GGCUCCACCUUCCACCUCUCGAAGUGGAACGGUCCGCUCCGCUGGUGCAAGAAGGAGGCAUCUCAGCUUUGCUGGAGCACACACACCUCCGUGCCAUUCCCAGUCGUUUCUCGGCCACGAUGCAGCCUUCAUUGCCACUGCAGCGACGUCGUCCGUUGCACCCGCAGGUGAAAGCGGUGCCGGCCGUCCGCGCCACCUCCAGACACCCUGCCUCGACAUCACAGCGAUACACCGCCGCGCACGUCACUGGAACGAAUGCGCUGAACUCCAGUGAAGCGUCGUACGGGGAGAGUGUGAUGAACGCCGCGGAGGAAGGCGCGGGUGUUGCCGGUGCGGCUGCGAUGUACGGCGCGCACCGCGGCCGAUCAACGCCCUCGCCCGAUGAUGUGCGGUCUUUCCCUUCACGUAGGACACCCGAAGAGGGUGCGGCGGCGGCGACGGCGGCGAUGGCGCCGUGUCGUGUAGCUUGUUCAUCUGCUUAUUCGCUGUCGUGCGUGUCCGCAGAUGAUUCAUUAAGACACGCGGGGUGGCGGGCGGUUCUCCUCCGUGCGCCGCGUCGUGCUUCCGGCGGAGCCGCGGAUGAAGAAAGAGCUCCGCAAAAGGACAUGGUGGGGGAGGAGCGCGAUGACGACGAAGGUUAUAAUGUGCGGUGCGCGUCGCCGCUGCAUGCAUCGCCUCCUCCAGACAUUCGACGUAAUCGAGAUGAACCGCCUUCAGAGCUCGGUUGCUACCGACCUUACCAGAAAGUCGAGGAUGCCGUGGCUGCUUCCUCCGCAGCUGCGUGUUGCGGUGUGGGUACGACCUCUUCGGAGGCUGCAGGGGCAGAGGUGCGUGGGGCGCCGUGGAAGCGAAGGCGAAGAAAGGAAGACGCACCCGCCAUAGCACAAGUCGCCGCCGCCCACGAUGCGCGGAACGACGCGCACGUCCGAGGCAGAACGAUGCCGCUUCCACCCUCCGCCCUGCGCCCUCGGUGCUCCACGCAGCAGCAGCAGCUGUCACUGUAUCGUUGUCAUCCCCAUAUUUCUUCUUCAAACAGGGGCAGAGCCACGAACAAGCGCGCACGCACCGACGAAAGACUCUCAGGCAGCGAGGACGAUGGCGACGACGAUGGCGAGGCCGCGCUUGUGUGCUCGUCCGCCUCGGACAGCUCCGUAGGCGAGGCAGCGCCUGACAGCACCUCGGGUUUGGGUGGCGAUCGUCCAUCGAGACGCACAUGCAGGGGGUGGCUGCGCGCUUACAAGCCCAUCGCCUUACCCCGCGUUUCCUCCACGCAGCCGCACCUUCGCGCGACGCCGAAAGAGAGCCGCGGCCGCCCCGACAGUGACGUCGUCCGGAGCGAUGUAGCGCGGAUGGCGCAAGCGCUGUGGGCUCCCUGUCCCCCGCGGUCGUCUAUCCCGCCUUUCAGGAAGGGUGGAGUUUCCUGCGACUCCGCCGUUUCGACGAGUGCCGCUUUCGCCGGGUUAUCAAAGGCCGAUAAUCUUCGCCGACGGCGUGAAGUGGAAGCGUUGCUUCAAUACGCGCACCUUGGUGCAUCGCAGCUCCGUGUGGAGCAUCACGAGGAACAGGAGGAGUCCAAGCGUGCCGAAACGGCGGCAGAGUAUCACAAGGUGUGGGCGGAUGUUAUGUGGACGAGCUUGGCCUUCUACGCUGCCCAAACGAAAUAG